AUGCUAUUUUCAUCUUUUAUUUCUCUCUUCAUUUUAACUUUUUUCUUUCUUCCUUUCUUUCUUCCUUUUUUUCUUCCUUUCUUUCUUCCUUUUAUUUCUUUUUUCCUUUAUUUAUUUUUCUUUUCUUCUUUCCUAUUUUUUAACUUUUCUUUAUCCUUUCUUUUUCCUUUCUUUCUUCCUUUCUUCCUUCCUUUCUUUCUUUCUUCUUUCUUCUUUCCCUAUUUUUUUUCUUACGCUAUCACUCAUUUUUUUAACUUUUCUUUCUUCCUUUCUUUCUUCCUUUCUUUCUUCCUUUCUUUCUUCCUUUCUUUCUUUUUCUUCUUUCCCUAUUUUUCUCUUACGCUAUCACUCAUUUUUAACUUUUCUUUCUUCCUUUCUUUCUUCCUUUCUUUCUUCCUUUCUUUCUUCCUUUCUUUCUUUUUCUUCUUUCCCUAUUUUUCUCUUACGCUAUCACUCAUUUUUAACUUUUCUUUCUUCCUUUCUUUCUUUCUUUCUUUCUUUCUUUUUUCUUCUUUCCCUUUUUUUCUCUUAUUUUUCUUACGCUAUCACUCAUUUUUAACUUUUCUUUUUCUUCCUUUCUUUCUUUCCUUCUUUCUUUCUUUUCUUCUUUCCCUAUUUUUUUCUCUUACGCUAUCACUCAUUUUUUUUCUUUUCUUUCUUCCUUUCUUUCUUUCUUUCUUUCUUUCUUUUUCUUCUUUCCCUAUUUUUCUCUUACGCUAUCACUCAUUUUUAACUUUUCUUUCUUCCUUUCUUUCUUUCUUUCUUUCUUUUUCUUCUUUCCCUAUUUUUCUCUUACGCUAUCACUCAUUUUUAACUUUUCUUUCCUUCUUUUCUUUCUUUCUUCCUUUCUUUCUUUCUUCCUUUCUUUCUUCCUUUCUUUCUUCCUUUCUUUCUUUUUCUUCUUUCCCUAUUUUUCUCUUACGCUAUCACUCAUUUGUAACUUUUCUUUCUUCCUUUCUUUCUUUCUUUCUUCCUUUCUUUCUUUUUCUUCUUUCCCUAUUUUUCUCUUACGCUAUCACUCAUUUUUUCUUUUCUUUCUUCCUUUCUUUCUUUCUUUCUUUCUUUUUCUUCUUUCCCUAUUUUUCUCUUACGCUAUCACUCAUUUUUAACUUUUCUUUCCUUCUUUUCUUUCUUUCUUUCUUUCUUUCUUUCUUUUUCUUCUUUCCCUAUUUUCUCUUACCUUUUCUUUCUUUUUUCCUUUCUUUCUUUUUUCCUUUCUUUCUUUUUUCCUUUCUUUCCUUUUUCUUCUUCUUCCUCUCUUUCUUUUUCGCUAUCACUCAUUUUUUUUAA
Messenger RNA from Acanthosepion pharaonis, 1290 nucleotides. The record is from the annotation of a GenBank genome assembly. NCBI's taxonomy places the organism in Eukaryota, Metazoa, Mollusca, Cephalopoda, Sepiida, Sepiidae.